This is a messenger RNA of Helianthus annuus (common sunflower), 1246 nucleotides long. RefSeq lists its product as uncharacterized. The transcript has 11 exons. Lineage: Eukaryota; Viridiplantae; Streptophyta; Magnoliopsida; Asterales; Asteraceae. The record is from RefSeq and is a predicted model, not a curated record. The coding region runs from base 135 to 968 and encodes 277 amino acids.
AACACCGAUCACUUCCAGUUCCCAACAACGGUCACAAACUGCAUCAGAAAUUUAGAACCCUAAUUCUUCAUUUUCCAGAAUCUAAUUGCACCAACUCAAACAAAUCUCCAGCUUUAACAUAGAACAAUCAGAAUAUGCAAUUACGGUGUAUUGUUCUCCACAUCAUCAGUUUACUCAUAGUCGUUGCAAUUAAAUCGGCUUCUUCGAUCUGUGAAUUCAGUGUUAUUCAAGACAACAAGCUUUAUAGCUACAGUUUGGCAUCUGCUUCUGCAUCGUUUCCUCAUGGUGUUCUCAGUGAAGACGGAUUUUACAAGGUGUCGUCUAACGGGACAGUGGUUUGGUUUCAGCUUUGCGAUGGAAUGAUUUUCAACCAUGAUCCACCAAGAUGUUUUGAUUGCUGGGAAUGUGGGGGAUCAUCUAGAUGUGGGACGGGUUGCAGUGCCCUUAUGUCGAAUAAUACGCUAGGGGAUUAUCCUGUAUGUACUACUAUUGGAAGCACCCAAAGCAUCACCACAAAUCUCAUUGAUAAAGAGAAUCCAGGCAAGGGUGUCGCUGUUGAAAUGUGGCACCAAGGUCCCGAAAUGAAUUGCUCACUCUCUGUUUCUGUUAUCUGUGAUUCAAAGCAAGUGCAAGGACCUAAGACACUUGAAAAAGUUGGCAAUUGUCACUUUGCUACUCAAAUAACACAUCCAGCUGGUUGUGCCAAUGUUUUGGCUACCAAAGGCAAUGGAUUGGGCUGGUUCAGUACCCUCUUAGUCAUACUUUUGUGUCUCUUUGGAAUUUAUCUGAUAACUGGAUCUGUUUAUCGUUUCUUCUAUCUUGGCAUUCGUGGUAUAGACAUUAUUCCGAACUUGGAAUUUUGGGCCAGCUUGCCACAUAGGGUUCAGAGUUCAUUUAUGUCACUGGUUCGAAGAUUCAGAGGACCCUCUCAACGUUACCGGAGCUCCUACUCCCCCGUUGACUUUUGACUUUCUAGACAUUGUUUCGACGAUUGCUCUAACAUGGUUGGAAGUAAUUCAUAUACUGACUGAUUCGGUUCGUGCAGAAACAAACAUAAAUUGCUGUAUUUUGUAUGCAUCUGUCGUCACGGAAAUUAUAUUUGAUUAAACAUGAUAUUAUACGCGAGGUGUACAAUGCGGAUUUUGCUGUAUCAGAAGUUUAGAUUUCGAGGUUUUCGUUCCAUUGUUUAUCAGAUGUUGUGAUCAUCAUGCUUUGCCGAAAAUGUUAGAUGGGAGGAUUCAUUUCA